AUACCAUAAAGGUAUAUACUAAUUACAUUAUUGUCCUUGUGCAUAUUGUUUUGAACAUGUUUGUCCUUAGUUUUAGCACACGAAAAUACACAUAUUUCGAAACAUGACAUUGUAAUUAACUACUAUGGCUGAGAAUUUUACAGAAGAACAAAUUGCAGAAAUUCGAGAAAUAUUUAGUUUGUUUGACAAGGAUUGCGACGGCUGUAUAUCUACAAGUGAAUUAGGUCCCGUAUUACGGUCAGUAGGAUUAAACCCAACUGAUGAAGAAAUCUCUGAGCUAGUACAUCACUAUGAUAAAAACCAGGAUAUGAAAGUAGAGUUUGCUGAACUUUUGAUGGAAGUAGCUAAGAAACAAAAGGAAAACGCACCAGAAACAGAUGACUAUCUUUUAGAAGCAUUCAGAACUUUUGAUAUAGAAAGAAGUGGUAAAAUUAGUAUAAGUACAUUGAAAGAAGCUAUGAUAAAUCAUGGAGAGAGAUUAAGAGAGGAAGAGAUAAAUGAAAUGGUUGCAGUUGCUAGUGAUGCAAGGACAGAUGAUGAAAAUAUAAUCGAUUAUGAAAAGUUCGUAAAGAUUAUACUUGGGAAGUAGUGAGUACCGACCUAAUAAAUCAAAAGGAGAAAGCAGAAAGAUAGAUUUAUCAUAUGGUUAUACAGACUUUUACCAGUAGCCGGAUAUACAAAGAUUGCAGUAUUUAAUAUAAAUUGUUUAAAAUGAGACUACCAUCUCCACAUUGAAAUCAUUUAUCACACAUUAAACUUUUGCGAUUAAUUAAUCAGUAUUGACUAAUUGCCUUAUUCUUUUCCAAUGUUCAUUCUAUAAGUUACAAUAGAACUCGGUAGUGGAUUGUCGAA
Mytilus californianus (California mussel) is the source of this 852-nucleotide messenger RNA. RefSeq lists its product as uncharacterized. Gene Ontology annotation, cellular component: myosin II complex. Gene Ontology annotation, molecular function: calcium ion binding. The record is from RefSeq and is a predicted model, not a curated record. The transcript is spliced from 5 exons. Bases 125 to 589 code for a protein of 154 amino acids. NCBI's taxonomy places the organism in Eukaryota, Metazoa, Mollusca, Bivalvia, Mytilida, Mytilidae.